AUGUCAGGGCAAUCUUCUGUGUCUUCCGCCUUCCUAGGCUUGGACGGCCUUCAUGUCUUCGUCACUGGCGCCGUUGGUGGAAUUGGAAAACAAGCAGUCCGAGAAUUCCUAGACCAGGGGUGCAAAGUGACAGCACUGGACCUUCAAGCCCUAGACCUCCCUGAUAUACAAGGAGAGCCUUACUCCCGGUUACACGUCCUAAAAGGGGACAUUUCAGACGAGGAAUCCAUCCGAUCUAGUGUUGCACAAGCCAACAAGCGAUUUGGACCUAUCAAUAUCCUAAUCGCAAAUGCUGGCAUUACGGAUGAAAGCAAGGAUUACCCUAUAUGGGACCUGCCGGUGGAGACAUGGGACAAGACAUAUCGUGUCAAUGUCCGAGGCACAUUCCUAACGAUCAAGCAUUUCCUGCGAGCUGCACGGGUAUCUCAACAAACGCUUGGUAGAGAAUUGGAUAACCUAGCUAUCGUACUGACAGGAAGCGAAACAGGCAAGUUUGGUCAGGAGGGUCAUGCCGAAUAUGCGUCCGGCAAGGCUGGAUUGCAGUAUGGUUUUGUUCAAAGUGUGAAGAAUGAAAUAGUUCGUCUCAACAGCAAGGCGAGGAUCAACGCUGUUGCGCCUGGAUGGGUUGACACACCCAUGAUAGAAGGCAGGCUCGAUAAUCCCAGGGAAAUGUGGGCUGAGGCUCAGGCUACGGUACCUCUAAAGAAAGUCGCAAAACCGGAGGACGUAGUUCGAACAAUGGCUUUUCUGGCCUCUCAUCGCGCGGCUGGACACAUCUCAGGGCAAUGUUUAAGUGUCGACGGAGGCAUGGAAGGCCGCCUUAUUUGGAAGGAGGAUGAAGUCGCUAAGGCAGAGGAUAGUGUUACUCAUUCCAGAUCGGAUAUAGUCCAGUCUAUUCCGAGAACUAUGUCCAAGCCCAAGCAGAAAAAAAUCCGGAUAGCUGUCUCCAUAGAUCUAGAUGCAGUAUCAGGAUGGCUAGGAACAGGUCAACACCCCGACAACAUACUCGCAGACUAUUCCUCAGGAUUCUUCGCAGCUAAAGUCGGCGUCCCCCGCCUCCUACGGAUGCUCAAAAAGCUCAACUUAGCCGACCGCUGCACCUGGUUCAUCCCCGGCCACUCUACCGAGAGCUUCCCAGAAGAAGUACGCCAGGUAGUCGAGUCCGGCUGCGAGAUAGGACUCCACGGCUACGCCCACGAAGGAGCAUACCAGCUAACAGUCGAGCAAGAACGGGACGUACUAAUCCGCUGUAUCGACAUAGCAACCAAACUAACCGGCAAGCGGCCCGUCGGGUAUCGCGCGCCUCUAUACCAAUUACGCGAAUCAACAUUGGAUCUACUAGAAGAAUUUGGAUUCGAAUACGACGCCUCCCUAACAGAUCACGACUGUCACCCCUUCUUCGCCCCCAAACGCCCACCCCUCCAACCCAUCAAUUUCUCCCUCCCUGCCGCAACCUGGAUGCAUCCCAUCCCACCCACAACAGAAGACCGUCGACCCCUCGUCUGCGUCCCGUGCAACUGGUACAUGGAGGAUAUGACUCCGAUGCAGUAUCUCCCUCAUACGCACAAUUCACACGGCUACACCGAUGUCCGGGUGGUCGAGAAUCUCUGGCGGGACCGAUUCCUGUGGAUCCGCGAGAACGAGGACGAUCCAAUCUUUCCAGUUCUGAUGCACCCGGACACGAGCGGCAUGGCGCAUGUAAUUGGGAUGCUGGAGCGGUUAUUGACGUGGUUGAAGGGGUGGGGUGAUGAGGUCGAAUUUUGUCAGACGGGGGAGAUUGCGAAGUGGUUUAGGGAGAGGGGGUUGGGGAGCCCAUAA
This is a messenger RNA of Aspergillus alliaceus, 1818 nucleotides long. Its product is annotated as SDR family oxidoreductase/polysaccharide deacetylase family protein. The coding region runs from base 1 to 1818 and encodes 605 amino acids. The transcript is spliced from 5 exons. Gene Ontology annotation, biological process: carbohydrate metabolic process. Gene Ontology annotation, molecular function: hydrolase activity, acting on carbon-nitrogen (but not peptide) bonds. NCBI's taxonomy places the organism in Eukaryota, Fungi, Ascomycota, Eurotiomycetes, Eurotiales, Aspergillaceae. The record is from RefSeq and is a predicted model, not a curated record.